AUGUCAUCUUGGACCCCAGAACUCCAAUCUCUUCAAGAGUUGGGUCUCAUCUUUGGAAAGUCCCUAUCAUCAAACAAUGCCGACCAACAAGAAGCCAUCAAGGCACUCAAACAAGUUGAAACGCUUCCUGAACUCAAUAGAUACUUGGUCUACAUGCUAAUACAGCGUGAUGCCGGGUUCCCCACUCAGGUGCGCACUGUGGCUGGUGUCAAGCUCAAGAAUAACAUUUUACAGAACCUGACUUUACUCGAUGGCCAGACUGUUGCUUACAUCAAGUCUCAAAUUGUAAAUGGCUUGUCAGACCCAGAACAACUUGUGCGCAACGUCACUGGCAAUGUCAUCACUUCACUUGUCACCCAGCUUCAUAUUGACGGAUGGCCUGAAAUUCUCCCGGAACUCAUGUCUCUUGUGGAAUCUUCCAACGAGACUAUUGUCCAGGAAAGUUCCCUGUCUGCACUUGCCAAAAUUUGUGAAGACUCGGCAGCUAGUCUCGACAAGGAGUAUGCUGGACAAAGACCUUUGGAUUACAUGAUUCCCAAAUUCCUUGAAUUUGCGACUUACCAGUCACAACGAGUCCGUGCUCUGAGCAUCCAAUGUAUCACCCAGUUUGUCAUUAACAAGUCUCAGUCGCUGCUUCCAUAUCUGGAUGCCUUUCUCAAUACUCUUUUCACUCUCACCUCUGACAACUACGCAGAGACUAAAAUCAACAUUUGCACUGCACUUGUCAACAUUAUGUACACUGCUCCGGAGAAACUUGUUCCACAUCUUGAGGGUGUAGUCAACUACGUGAUCCAUUGUAUGCUUGAACCCGAUGAGCGUGUUUCGUGCGAAGCUGGUGAGUUUAUUCUGCAAAUGGCUGAGGCCAACAACUCAUUUGAUGACCACACCAUUGAGCGGUUCCUGCCCACAAUUGUGCCCACAGUUCUUAAAACUAUGGUCUAUUCGGAGAACGACAGAAUACUACUUAAGAGUCUUGCCGAGGAUGAUCAGGACAUUGAAGAUCGCCCAGAGGAUAUUAAGCCUCAAUUUGCAAAGGCCAAGGAACACAAGCCUGUUAAUUCCUCGGACAAGAGCCAUACUCCUGCUCAUCAACUGAAUGAGGAUGACAAUUACGAUGAUGAUGAUGAUGAAGAUGAUGAAGACGAGGAUGAUGCGGCCAAUGAAGCUCUUUCCGAAUGGAAUUUGCGCAAGGGCUCCGCAGCUACGCUUGACGUUUUGUCUACCAAGUUCCCCAAUGCAGUUUUGGAGCUUGCUCUGCCGCAUCUUCAAACUUCUCUUCUUUCAAACGAAUGGUUUGUUCUUGAAGCUGCCAUUCUUGCCUUUGGCGCCAUUUCUCAGGGCUGCAUUGAGCUGCUUUCACCCAAUCUUUCGGAACUAAUUCCAUUCCUUGUUCAGCAGCUUAAGAACCCUGAACCUGCGGUGCGUCAAAUCUCGUGCUGGACCCUGUCACGAUACGGAUCUUGGAUUGCCAUUCACUCGAUUGGUGACCAUAAGACAUUUUUGCAGCCUGUGCUGCGCGGGCUUCUUGACUGCUGCUUGGACAAGAACAAGAAGGUUCAGGAAGCUGCAUGCAGUGCCUGUUCAAUUCUUACUGAAGAGGCUGGCGAUGAGCUGGUUCCUUAUCUUGAACCAAUUUUGCGCCAAUAUGCGGAAGCUCUGCGUCGAUUCCGAACCAAGAACCGUCUUAAUUUGUACGAUUCGAUUCAAACAUUGUUUGACAAGAUUGGCGAGAGCGCAUCGAGCCAAUCCAAUGCCGAAAUCAUUGUUCCUGGACUACAUGAACGAUGGAUGGCAACACGGGACGACGAUCCUGAUUUGUGGCAGCUUAUGGAGUGCUUGUCGACAGUCACUGCAUACUUGGGUAUGUACAUGACUGCGCAGCUUCCUGAUAUGUAUAAGCGAUGCAUCAGACUGAUUAGCGACAGCAUCAUUAUGGAGCAAAACUAUCAGUACGAUGAUACUAUUGAGAUUCCUGACAAGGAAUUUCAGAUUACUGCGCUAGAUCUUGUGGAUGGUAUUGUUCUUGGAGUGAAGGAGAAUAUGGCUGAACUGACGCAGCGGGUACAACCGAACUUGGUUGAGUUGCUGAUAGCGUGUUUUGAUGACGAGGUGUUUGAGGUUCGUCAAUCUGCACUGGCUGUUGUUGGUGACUUGGCAAUCCAUGCGAUUGACGUGCUGUUGCCUCAAAUGAAUGCAAUGAUGGAGGGGCUUUUGAAGCAAAUGUCUAUGGAGUAUACACCUGGAGUGUGCAACAAUGCUAUUUGGUCGGCUGGCGAGAUUGCAUUGAAGCUCAAGGAUGGUGAUGCGCUUAAGCCAUAUGUGGAAGCACUUUUUACACGUCUCUGGGAAGUGUUGGAUUCCAAUACUGCUAUUUCUACUGUUUGGGAGAAUGCUGCGACAGCCAUUGGACGGAUGGGUCAAGCUGUUCCCGAGAUGUUGGGACCUCAUGUGGGACUUAUUAUUUACAAGUGGUGUUACCACAUUGCUGAAAUGGGGGAGAAUGAAGAGAAAGAUUCUGCGUACUUGGGUAUGUGCAAGAUUGUUCAGGCCAACCCUGGCGGGAUUUCUAAUGAACAACAUUUGCUGAAGCUAAUUGAACUACUGGCAUUGUAUAUGGAGCCAUCGCAGGAGCUUGCGGAGAACAUUUUGUUAAUUUUGCAAGGGUACAAGCAGAUGGUUCCUGAUUGGAACUCUUUUGUGGCUAAGCUUCCUGAGGAUGCUCAGAAUUCGAUUAAGCAGAGAUACAGGGUUUAA
This is a messenger RNA of Magnusiomyces paraingens, 2754 nucleotides long. RefSeq lists its product as uncharacterized. The transcript has 2 exons. NCBI's taxonomy places the organism in Eukaryota, Fungi, Ascomycota, Dipodascomycetes, Dipodascales, Dipodascaceae. Bases 1 to 2754 code for a protein of 917 amino acids. The record is from RefSeq and is a predicted model, not a curated record. Gene Ontology annotation, biological process: protein import into nucleus. Gene Ontology annotation, molecular function: nuclear import signal receptor activity; small GTPase binding. Gene Ontology annotation, cellular component: nucleus; cytoplasm.